This is a messenger RNA of Centrocercus urophasianus (Greater sage-grouse), 2080 nucleotides long. RefSeq names its product RAB36, member RAS oncogene family (gene RAB36). The record is from RefSeq and is a predicted model, not a curated record. The coding region runs from base 72 to 872 and encodes 266 amino acids. Gene Ontology annotation, molecular function: GTP binding; GTPase activity. NCBI's taxonomy places the organism in Eukaryota, Metazoa, Chordata, Aves, Galliformes, Phasianidae. The transcript is spliced from 11 exons.
GCGGCUGCAGGCGGCUCGUGUGGCUGGAUCCUGCCGCAUCUGCACUGCACGAACAGACCUGAGUUUGGAGGAUGAGGUCCAACCCAAAGCAUAUGGUUCCCCCAGUGAGCAGGGACAGAAUAAUCUCCCAGUUUCCUAAGUGGUACACUCCUGAGGCGUGUCUGCAGAUCAAAGACCACUUCCACGCACAGCUCAGAACUGCCUGUCAGCAGAGCACUGGAACAGCUGGGCUGAAAAUAUCCAAAGUGGUUGUGGUUGGCGACGUCUAUGUUGGGAAAACGAGCCUCAUCCACAGGUUCUGUAGGGAUCAUUUUGAACGAGAUUACAAGGCGACCAUUGGGGUGGAUUUUGAAAUUGAACGUUUUGAAAUAGUUGGCAUACCAUAUAAUCUCCAGAUAUGGGACACAGCAGGUCAGGAAAAGUUCAAGUGCAUUGCAUCUGCUUAUUACCGAGGAGCAGAGGUUAUAAUAACAGUGUUUGAUCUAGCUAAUAUCCAGACUUUGGAUCACACCAAACAGUGGCUGGAAGAUGCUUUGAGAGAAAAUGAGCCAAAUUCCAUCUUCAUCUUUCUGGUUGGAACAAAAAAAGAUUUGGUGUCAGAUGCUGUUUGUGAAAGGACAGAGCUGGAUGCUAUCCGCUUUGCCAAUGACAUGCAGGCAGAAUACUGGUCAGUUUCAGCCAAAACAGGGGAAAAUGUCAAAGAGUUCUUUUCCCGAGUUGCUGCCUUGGCCUUUGAACAGUCCAUGAUGAGGGAGCUGGAGAAAACUACGGGGCACAUGGCUCAAAUUGGGACAGGAGACCUCAUCAGGCUGGAACAGAACCUGAUGGAAAUCUCAGAAGGCAAAGCUCAAGAAAGCUCAAGUUGCUGCUGAUUUUCAACUCUUUCUGCAAAUGCCACACUGCUCUGUAGUCCAACAUACAGCACCUGCAACAACAAAAGCUCUAAAAUCAGAAGUAAAAAUUUGCAUUUUUAGAAAUGAGGGAGAAAAAUAUUAUUCAAACUAUCUUUCUGAGGGCUCUCUUGUUGUUGAAGACUUGCUUGUGCUGGAUGGUAUUGUUACAUGAACUUUUCUCUGUGUAGUGGAAAUAUGACAUCCUUGUCUCAGCGCAAGAAGACAUUGCCAGCACCGUGUGCUCAUCUGUCUGCCAGAAAAACUUGUAGUCAAAAGUUAUGUAACUUUAUCAUGUUGGGUUUUGAUAAUUCUCUAGAAAUCUUGAUUACUGAAGUUGCAUCCUCAUGGGAACAGAAUACAAAUGGCAGUUCAGAGAAAAGGGUGCUGAGAGCGGCCUGUCAGAAUCUAAAGGGAGCAAUAUGGGAACAAAGGGCACAGAGUCUUCAACAGGUCUCAGUGGGUUCAAAUUAAGAGGGGAGAUUUAGAUUGGUUAUAAGGAAAAAGUUUUCUGCAGCAAGGGCAGUGAGGUACUGUCACAGGUUGCUCAGUGAGGUGGUGCUGCUCUGCUCCUGCAGGCAUUCAAGGUUUAAAUGUCAUCUAGCCCAAUUCAAACAGUCCUAUGAUUCUGAGCUAAAAAUAUUCUAGAUUCUCAACCAUUUAUUUCAUCUAAAAUUGUCUUCUAUGAAAAAGUGAGUGGAAAGGUGGCUUGCAGCCUUUUAAUUACUUCUAUUUUUCCGUGGCUUGUGAUGUAAGCUAGAGCAAUUACAAAUAAUGUAAUAGAGAUGUAGGAUCUUUUUUUUCUUUUUUUUUUCUCUUUUGCAAUUGAUUCUGUUGGCAAGGUCAACAAUGUAGCAUUUGGUAAAGAAGAUGAAUAUGUGGGUAUGUAAGGAGUCUGACUGUGGAAUAUCCUGACCUGCAUCUCUUUCACAGGAUGAUGAAUACACGCUCCACUGGUACUGUGUCUGAUACUGAGUGGGCACCAAAGCCACAGUCUUUGUGCUAACUGAGCUUGAAUGAGAGUAGAAAGACAUUUCAUUCUACUGCUGUGUAUAGUGCAUGCAUAUAAAACGCGUUGCAUUUCUGUGAUGCUUUUCAGAAGCAAUUUUACAAGCCAUUAGAGCCACAUGGCCAUUGCUUCAUACUGUGCUGUGAGUGCAUGAGUACUGCUAACCUCAUAUUACUGGUAG